Penaeus chinensis is the source of this 3975-nucleotide messenger RNA. RefSeq lists its product as uncharacterized. Lineage: Eukaryota; Metazoa; Arthropoda; Malacostraca; Decapoda; Penaeidae. Gene Ontology annotation, biological process: intracellular signal transduction. The record is from RefSeq and is a predicted model, not a curated record. Gene Ontology annotation, molecular function: guanyl-nucleotide exchange factor activity. The coding region runs from base 334 to 3222 and encodes 962 amino acids. The transcript is spliced from 12 exons. Gene Ontology annotation, cellular component: cytoplasm.
CAAACAAUCCACUGGCUGGGUAGGAGGUCCUGCGAAGCUCCUGCUGGCCUCGUGUGCUUCUAUAAUUUUUCUCUUUGAAUUUUAUUUCCGAAACUCGCAGAAAUAAAAUCGUUUAGAGGAAUAUGUGUCUUUAAUCGAGAGAAAAGGAAAAUCUUACCGUGUUCAUGAAUUGCCUAUCAUGAGGCUGAUGGUGGUGAGGACAGAGCCAAGACGCAGACGAAGGACUGAGGGCGCGCACGAUGCCCCUGAGACGCGCCUACAGGAACAGCUGAUCCUCCGGGAAACGAAUAGACGACGCCCAGUGUCCUCCUCGAAGUCUCCCCUCCUCCAGUAAUGGCGUCGGUCGUGCUCGAGCCUGUCGGGGAGAGGGUCAUGUCCCCCCUGCCCCCUGCCACCAUCGACGACGACCCCCCCGCCCCUUCGUGCCUCGCCCCGCUCCCCGACGACGAGGACGACGACGACGACGGCGACGGGCGGGCCAAGGGCGACGGCGAGCUCGACGCCCCGGACACGUGCGUGCUCACCUCCACCAUCAAGGAGGUGGAGAAGCGGGCGCGGGCGGGGCUCGGCCACCUCUCCGACUUCGACAGCGACGUCGACCUCCUGAGCGUGAUGAAGAAGAAGAAGGAGCCGCCGCCGCCGCCCGAGGACGAGAUGUUCGACGGCGAGGAGUGCGAGAGCACCGAGGACGAGGAGUUCACCGUGCACUUCGCCCACACCGGCAGGAAGACGUCGCCAGAGAUGACGCCUCAACCAGAACUACUAACGCAAAUUUCGGAGCUCCAGGAGGCGGUGGUGAGCAUGAAGGGCACGCUGACGGAGGCCGUGGCGCGUCUCAGCUCGGUGGUGGAGGACCCGUCGAUGACCCGGGAGGUGCAGGAGACCAGGCAGCGGUGUGACGACAACACGGCUGAAGUCCUGAAGUUGGUGUUGUCGCUGAAGUCCGACAUCACGACCUUGCAGCUCACACUAUCUCACUCUUUACAGGAUUCUCUCCCAGACCAACCGUCUCUGCUGGUCCCGCCUUCGGUCUACGAUUACGUGGCCGGACUUCGGUCUCACGGUCUCCACGCCGCCUCCUCACACCCUUCCACGCCCCAGGCCGACGCUACUAAUAACAGGCAAAACGUGAGCGUGGCCGUGGGCGGAGACAGCGAGGACCUCGGCCUAGUCUACGACUCGGACUCGUCCCUCACCAUCGCCGCCAACAAGACCAUCAGCCUCAGCGCGUCCCUCAGUCAGCAGUGCGGCCUGGAGCUCCGGACGGCCCACACCGGCCCCCCGACGCACCACCACCAUGGCCACCCGGGGAGCACCGACCACGAGCAUCAUCACCAUCACCGCCUCCGUCAGGCGAGUCAUGACAGGAGCCACCUGCGCUCAGAUUCCGACGGCUCGGACCAGUCGCGCGACGCCAAGCACAGGCAUCGGCGGCGUUCGUCGCAUGACCGCGAGCGGGAGAGCAGCGACCCUUACGGCGUGGUAGGAAACCGCGGACUCUCGUCCUUCGCGGACAGCCGGGAUCCUCGAGAAAGCCAGCGAUACAGAGUGGCUCGGGAACUGCUCGACACGGAGAAGAAAUACUGCAAGACUCUGUGGACGAUACAAGACACGUUCGCCGAGCCUCUGAAGAAGGCGGGGAUUUUGUCUCAUAAGGAUAUCACCACUCUGUUCCCGGAAGAGGUGUACCAGCUGUACGACAAACACUGCCUCCUGCAACACCAGCUGCGGGAGCGUCUGGCCUCUUGGAAGUGGCAGCCGCUGGUGGGGGACGUCGUGGCCCGCUUCACCGACCCGAGGCACACCGACGUCCUGCGACUCUACACCGCCUACGUCAACGACUUCCCGGAGGUCCUCAAGACGUUCCACAAGCUGUGUCGCACGUCGCAGCCUUUCACCAAGUUCAUUAAGUCCUGUCUAGAGCAGCCAGCAUGCGGCGGGCUGGACCUGGGCGCCUUCCUGCUGACGCCCGUGCAGCGCGUCCCUCGGUACAUCCUCCUGAUGAAGCAGCUCCUGAAGUACACGGAGCCGCAGCACCCGGACUACCAGCACCUGCACGCCUGCCUGGAGCGCCUGAGGGACUUCCUGGCGCGCCUCAACGACUCCAUGGAACACUCCUUCCAGCUGGUGCACGCCCAGCUCUCCCCCCACGGCACCGUCCCCGGGCCCUCGCACCACCACCCCCCUCCCCCGCAGCCUCCCACGUCGCAUCACAGGCCGGGCCGCUCGCCUCGACGCUCCAGCUCGUCCAUAGGCAGCCCGCCCGUGAGCCCCGGGUCGCCCGCCUACAGCCCGGACCGGGUGAGUUUGGCCUGCAGUCCUCACAGGUCGCCGGAGGAUCGACGUCGCUCUCCCGGGAGUUCAACAAGCCUCGCCACUCCACAGCGGUCCCACAGCAUCGCCACGCAGCCCCCCUGCCGUCCGCGCUCGGUGUUCCUUGACAACAGGUCUUCGUCGCUGCCCCGAGGCUCCGCCAGCUCCAGCAGCGGGUCGAGGGGCAGCGCCGCCUCGCCCAGCUCGGACGCGCCCCGGACGAGGUCCCGGAGCGAGAGUGUAGCUUCUCGGCGCCCGCUGCCAUCCACACAUACCCACACGCCCCUGCAGUCUCUAGUCACCCAGGAAGGGCCUCGCACACUGGCGCCCGCGCACUCCGUGGUGGACGUGACGGCGUCGCUUAGUCCCCCCCGCGACGCCCGCUGGGAGGAGCUGGCCGCCAGCGAGCCCUCCCUCUUAGACCCUCGGCCCUCGCAGGAGACGUCCAGGACCGCCGCUAACUCGUCGCUGUCCGCUGCACACAGCGUGGCCAGUGUGGACGGCCAGCAGAAGGUCAGCACGCCUGUGUGGACAGAGUCGUCCCACUCGGAUGACCCGCGGAGCAAGAAAAAGUCAUCCAUCCGCACGUCUCUCAAGAACAUGUUCACCUUCAAGAAGAGCCGGGUGCCUCGAGCCUUUCACCACCACCACCACCACCACCACAGCUACCACCACCACCACCUGCAGCCACUCAGGGGGGCCUCCCGUGGGCGUGAUGAGGGGGGAGAGUACUGGGAAGCUCCGCCCAUAGACUCGUCCCCAAGUGCCACCCAGUCGCCCACGCUCACGGUCGUCUCCGUCGCCCAGCCCACGACCCUCACCGUUGUGCCUGCGUCCGCCCAGCCGCCCACGCUGUCUAUGGUGGGCGAUUUCGUGGACGAGGAGGGCAACCCGUGCUCCAACGUGUGAUUUUUCCGUGUGGGGGCGGUUCUUCAUGAUUUGAUUAUACGUGUGUUAUAUUACAUUGUAUAUAUGUAUGUAUGGAUGUGUUUGUAUGUAUGUAGUUACAUACGCACGUGAGUAAUAUUUAUGUAUAUGGUCUUGUUAGCCCUUUAAUCCCGUCUUUCAUGUAUAUUGAUCUGUAUGAAAAAACAAACAUCUAAACACAUGUAUAAUUACUAUAGUAUAUGAGUAAAAUAUACUCCAAACAUUACAGUUAUAAGUGAGCAAAAGACGUAUUAAAACAUGAUAAACGGAAAAAAAACAAAGGAAAAAAAUAUAUAUCACAUUGCUUUUCCUGGUUAGCGAUGUGUUUUCCAUAUACACAAAGGUGCAAAAGGACACGUUUUUAGCAAGGAAGUAACCGGUGGCUGUUGAACAAAAGUGAAAAAAAGACUAAGUUAUGAGGAAAUUGUGAGUGUGAGCGAUUUCUCGAACAGUGAUUGCUGAACUAUGAGGAAGCUGCAGUUUUUUCGAGUGAUAACUUUCUUAGGUAUAUUUAUAUAUUUUUUUUGGAGGAGAGAGUUACUCGUUCAUUGACGUUUUCUGGUUCUUUUGAAAACAUGAUAUUGACAAGAAAAAAAUAAAUAAGUCAAAGAAACAAUAUAAGUAUGGGAAAAAAAAUAUAAUAUGUGUAAAAAUGAAGUCUUCUAAACUCAUCCACAUACAUCUUUUUACAUUUUAAAAUAGUCCAUAAAAUGACGAAAAUGAAGAAAGCAAGAA